Molecule: messenger RNA, 995 nt
Organism: Cyphomyrmex costatus
Lineage: Eukaryota; Metazoa; Arthropoda; Insecta; Hymenoptera; Formicidae
Gene: WRNexo
Product: WRN RecQ like helicase
Exons: 7
Coding region: 204-995 (263 amino acids)
Biological process (GO): nucleobase-containing compound metabolic process
Molecular function (GO): 3'-5' exonuclease activity; nucleic acid binding
Source: RefSeq, a predicted model, not a curated record
UUCAUCAGGUGAAAAUUGGCGGGAAACCGGCAAGUAGAAUUCAAUGGUCGGAACAGCAUUAUGGCAUCAUUGAUGCCUGGCGGCAAGACGAAGCUCGCGUUUACGUGCGUUUACGACGAAUUUUGAUCAUCAAGGCUGAUUCUUCGGAUCUCGAAUUACAGCGGGCGCAGUGUCGACCACUACCCACCUUCUCCACCAUCGCAAUGAUGACACAUAUCGCCAGUUCUGUCAAGAAAGAGGUAUCCGCAGAAUCUGUUGGAUUGCGUCGCUCACCCAGGAAUUUGCCGCAGCAUAUAAAAGAAAAGUUGGAACAACCAGAACCUGAAAGAGAGCCCGACAUAAAAACUUUGCCUUCAAUUGUCUUCAAGGGGUGUAUUCAAUACACUAAUGACUUCUUUAACUGUGCUCAGAUCUGUGACAAUCUUAUACAAGAAGUAAAGCUCAGUGAGAAGGAGAUUGUGCCGAUAGGUUUUGAUCUGGAGUGGCCAUUCAACUUUCAAACUGGCAGUGGAAAAACGGCACUGGUGCAGAUUUGCUUGGAGGACAGUGUGUGUUAUCUCUUGCAUGUGUAUUCGUUGAAGAAACUCCCAGCAGCAUUCGUUCAACUCCUGUGUCACUCGAAAGUCAGACUCGUUGGUGUCAAUAUUAAAAACGACGUGUGGAAGUUAGGGAGGGAUUUCAAAGAGUUUCCUGCUCAAAAAGUGGUAGAGAAUAAUUGUCUGGACUGCGGGACUUACGCUAAUCGUGUCUUGAAGCGCUCUUGCCGUUGGAGUUUGGAAAAAUUGACUGCUUAUUUGUUGAAGAAGAAAAUCAGCAAACUUUCCGAGGUGCGAAUGAGCAAAUGGCAUAUACAACCCCUCACCGACGCUCAGAAAAGUUACGCAGCCACAGAUGCUUAUGUAUCCCUUCUGCUUUACACAACACUUGAUGCAAAGGCCAUUACUAUAGAAAAGGAAAACCAAAACGAUGAGAAUUCGGUAAAUUUUUCAAUUUAA